Messenger RNA from Rubroshorea leprosula, 1700 nucleotides. The record is from the annotation of a GenBank genome assembly. NCBI's taxonomy places the organism in Eukaryota, Viridiplantae, Streptophyta, Magnoliopsida, Malvales, Dipterocarpaceae.
GCGUUUUCCAUCUAGAAGUUCGCAACGACAAAGAAGCAACAUCCUCGUGAAAGUUGCAGUCUCCUCCUCGUCCUCUGCUCUCCAUCUCCCUUCCUGGCCUGUGAGCUCCGUCUCUAUUACGCAACCCUCGACAAAAUCCACAGAUUGGGGGUGAUAGAACCAGAGAGGGAAGAAGAGGAAAGUAGAGAGAGCAGGUGGGGGCGCUUCGUUUCGCAGCUGCAGAAAAUGGCAGGGUCGUCCGGGAGAUUACCGACCUGGAAGGAGAGGGAAAAUAACAAGAGGCGAGAGAGGAGACGAAGGGCCAUAGCUGCUAAGAUUUACGCGGGUCUUAGAUCUCAAGGUAACUAUAAGCUCCCGAAGCAUUGUGACAAUAACGAGGUCUUGAAAGCUCUCUGUGCGGAGGCUGGUUGGCUGGUUGAUGAAGAUGGCACUACCUAUCGCAAGGGAUGCAAGCCACCUCCUAGUGAACUUGGAGUUGCCUCGGCAAACAUCAGUGCAUGUUCCUCUGUUCAACCUAGUCCUCAAUCCUCUGCUUUUCCUAGUCCUAUACCUUCUUACCAUGGCAGCCCUGCAUCAUCCUCAUUUCCAAGCCCAACUCGGCUUGAUGGAAACCCCUCAACAUAUCUUCUUCCAAUCCUUCACAAUAUUGCAUCCAUCCCUAAUAAUCUCCCUCGUCUUAGAAUAUCAAAUAGUGCUCCUGUAACCCCACCCCUUUCUUCCCCAACGUCCAAGGGGCCUAAACGAAAGGCUGACUGGGAAUCCCUUUCCAAUGGUUCUCUCAAGUCAUUUGUCCACCCACUUCUUGCUGCCUCUGCCCCUUCUAGCCCUACACGCAGGCGUCAACUUGCACCUGCCACAAUACCAGAAUGUGAUGAAUCCGAUGCCUCUACUGUGGAUUCUGGCCGUUGGGUCAGUUUUCAAACAAUGGUACAAGCAUCAGCAUCAGCAUCAGCUGCUCCUCCUUCACCUACUUUCAAUCUUGUCAAGCCAGUUUUUCAACAAGGUUCUCAACAAAAUGGUUUUGAUGGACACGGGCCAGCGGUCCAGGGGACAGCAGCAAAGAGGGGGAGAGGAUCAGAGUUUGAGUUUGGGAAUGAUAGGGUUAAACCUUGGGAGGGUGAGAGAAUACAUGAGAUGGAUGAAUUAGAACUUACUCUAGGAAGCAGCAAGACCCGUGCAUAACCAUCCAUUACUGGUGCUUGUUCUGCUUAGCAAGUUGAGUGGCAUACCUUGGUUAUCCUUAUCCUUUUGACCUGUUACUUGGAGAUCAUGACUCUGUACUUGAUUCGAUGCGUCUUUCUUUCACAUGUACAGCUUUCAUUGUCAAGGAGUCAUUGCAAGAUCUUAGCAAUAUUGGAUAUAAGUUUUGAUGGCCAAAGAGUGAAAUUAUUGGCAACUUUGUAGGCAGCAGCAUGUGUGGCAAUUCUGCUAGUAAUGAAGAAAAAUUGGAGGUGAGUUGUUUCGGGAAUUGGUAUAUAUUCUUCCCCCUUUUCAAUUUCUAAGUUUAUAUUUUUGUUAUAAUUUCUUCAUUAUCAUAUCAUAGGAUUCUAUUUCAAUUUGUCACUAAGGUGGUUUCCCAGGCUUGUAAUAGAUAGAUUGUGAUCCUUUACAGUUUGCAGUAAAAUAUAUAUGCAUCCUUUUAGGAACCACUCUAGAGAAAAUAUUCCUAGGAAGUUUGAUUAUUGCUUUAUUCUUUGAAA